AAAUUAUCGUUGCUCUGGGUUGUGAUUCCACCGUAGUUGGUGGUGGGUUGUUUUGAGAGAGUGGUUCCAAAUCGACUGUUUGCGAAAAUGGCAUUGUUUCGUCGCCUCACACCAACAAGACUAGCUGACACACAGAAACUCGCUCCCCAAAUUUCGCUCGUCUUGAGACAACUUAGCGAUGCAUCCACAGAUCUCAAAGCCGUUUUGGCAGCCAAAAUUCCCAAGGAACAAGAACGCGUCAAGAAUUUUCGAAAAAGUCAUGGAUCCACAAAGGUCGGAGAAAUUACAGUUGACAUGAUAUACGGCGGCAUGCGCGGCAUCAAAGGCCUCGUCUGCGAGACCUCCGUCCUGGACCCCGACGAAGGCAUCCGCUUCCGCGGCCUCUCCAUUCCGGAGUGCCAGAAGGUGCUGCCUAAGGCCGAAGGUGGACAGGAGCCGCUCCCUGAAGGCCUCUUCUGGCUGCUCAUCACCGGCGACGUGCCCACAGAUGCGCAGGUCAAGGCCCUUUCGAAGGAGUGGGCGGAGCGAGCUGAGCUGCCGCCCCACGUGGUGCAGCUGCUGAACUGCCUGCCCUCGUCGGUGCACCCCAUGACGCAGCUUUCCGCCGCCGUUACAGUGCUCAACAGCGAGAGCAAGUUUGCCAACGCCUACUCUUGCGGAGUGCACAAGUCCAAAUAUUGGGAGUACGCCUACGAAGACGCCAUGGACUUGAUCGCCAAGCUGCCAGUUAUAGCGGCCACCAUUUACCGCAACUCGUUCAAAGACGGGUCGGGCAUCGGAGCGAUCGACACUUCCAAAGACUGGAGCUACAACUUCACCACCAUGCUGGGCUACGACGACCCGCAGUUCAUCGAACUGAUGAGGAUGUACUUGACCAUCCACAGCGACCACGAGGGCGGUAACGUUUCGGCGCAUACAGUGCACCUCGUCGGAUCCGCUCUCAGCGAUCCCUACUUGGCUUUCGCCGCUGGAAUGAACGGGUUGGCCGGUCCUCUGCACGGACUCGCUAACCAAGAGGUACUUGUAUGGCUGCAAAAGCUUCGUCAACAAGUCGGCGACAAAGCCACCGAGGAGCAAUUGAAAGACUUCAUUUGGAAAACACUCAAAUCUGGCCAAGUCGUACCCGGUUACGGUCACGCCGUCUUGAGGAAAACCGAUCCCCGUUACACGUGCCAGCGAGAAUUUGCUUUGAAACAUUUGCCAGAAGACCCUGUCUUCCAGCUGGUAUCCAAACUUUAUAAGAUUGUACCUCCAAUUCUCACGGAGCUCGGCAAAGUGAAGAACCCCUGGCCAAAUGUAGAUGCCCACUCCGGCGUUCUGUUACAGUAUUACGGACUAAAAGAAAUGAACUACUACACCGUCCUCUUUGGCGUGUCGAGAGCCCUAGGAGUGUUGGCAUCGCUAGUGUGGGACCGCGCCUUCGGCCUGCCCAUCGAGAGACCCAAAUCCAUGUCGACGGACGGUCUGAUGAAGGCGCUGAAGGCCAAGUAAAUCCGUUGGCGAACCCUAGUUAAGUACCUUCUCCCGAGAGUUGGUUAGUUUGUAGAAACGGCUACUCGAGAGCUACGAACUACCUCGGUCUACAAAAUUGCUCACAUCGGUGUAUUAUGUCUAUUGUUUUUUUUAGUGUGGGGGUGGUUUUCCGUUUCGAAAUUCAAACGCAACAAUAUCAUUUCCGGGUUCGUUCCUCUUCUGUAGCUGUUUUUGUUUCUCUGAAGCAGAACCGACGGAUUUAUUUAUUUUGUUUUGUACAAAGGCUAUGAGGUGUACAUUUUGUUUGAGAAUAUUUAUUUAGCAUUUUUUAACUUGUUACAUUGUCAACGCCUAUUCAGCAGUUUUUUUUCUCAGUCCACCCAACUCAUACAAAUACAUUGUGCAGGUUAGUUGUACUUAGUUGCAAAUAGUGGAAACGUCAACCCGAUAGUGAGUUUUUCAAACUGGUCAAUAAUUAACUUAGACAAUAUACGUUUUUAAUUUCA
This is a messenger RNA of Leptinotarsa decemlineata (Colorado potato beetle), 1979 nucleotides long. Its product is annotated as citrate synthase. Gene Ontology annotation, cellular component: mitochondrial matrix. Lineage: Eukaryota; Metazoa; Arthropoda; Insecta; Coleoptera; Chrysomelidae. The record is from RefSeq and is a predicted model, not a curated record. Gene Ontology annotation, biological process: tricarboxylic acid cycle; carbohydrate metabolic process; citrate metabolic process.